Messenger RNA from Racocetra fulgida, 189 nucleotides. The record is from the annotation of a GenBank genome assembly. Lineage: Eukaryota; Fungi; Glomeromycota; Glomeromycetes; Diversisporales; Gigasporaceae.
AUGACUCAGAAACCACACACUUUAAUAACGCAACGUCAUUAUAAGAAAGGAGAAAUCCCUGGUGUUUGGUGGUAUUUUGAGGAGAAUCCUAAAAUCUCUAGCAAUUUAGAUCUCGAAAAUACUCAAAUAUUCGAACCUACAAACCAUGAUACAAACCAUGACAAUACAAACAAGUUGUUACAAACCUAG